Molecule: messenger RNA, 5047 nt
Organism: Jaculus jaculus (lesser Egyptian jerboa)
Lineage: Eukaryota; Metazoa; Chordata; Mammalia; Rodentia; Dipodidae
Gene: Pip4k2b
Product: phosphatidylinositol-5-phosphate 4-kinase type 2 beta
Exons: 10
Coding region: 63-1313 (416 amino acids)
Biological process (GO): phosphatidylinositol metabolic process
Molecular function (GO): phosphatidylinositol kinase activity
Source: RefSeq, a predicted model, not a curated record
UUGUUCGUGUGCUGUCUCCGCCACCCCCCCCUUUCGCCGCCGCCGCCGCCGCCGCCCCGGGCAUGUCGUCCAACUGCACCAGCACCACGGCGGUGGCGGUGGCGCCGCUCAGCGCCAGCAAAACCAAGACCAAGAAGAAGCAUUUCGUGUGCCAGAAAGUGAAGCUAUUCCGGGCCAGCGAGCCGAUCCUCAGCGUCCUGAUGUGGGGGGUGAACCACACGAUCAAUGAGCUGAGCAAUGUCCCUGUCCCUGUGAUGCUAAUGCCAGAUGAUUUCAAAGCCUACAGCAAGAUCAAGGUGGACAAUCAUCUCUUCAAUAAGGAGAACCUCCCUAGCCGCUUCAAGUUCAAGGAGUACUGCCCCAUGGUGUUCCGAAACCUGCGGGAAAGGUUCGGGAUUGAUGAUCAGGAUUAUCAGAACUCCGUGACACGCAGUGCCCCCAUCAACAGUGAUAGCCAAGGCCGGUGUGGCACACGUUUCCUCACCACCUACGACCGGCGUUUUGUCAUCAAGACUGUGUCAAGUGAAGAUGUAGCUGAGAUGCACAACAUCCUAAAGAAAUACCACCAGUUCAUAGUGGAGUGUCAUGGCAACACCCUUUUGCCGCAGUUCCUGGGCAUGUACCGCCUGACUGUAGAUGGUGUGGAAACCUACAUGGUGGUCACCAGGAAUGUGUUCAGCCAUCGACUUACUGUACACCGCAAAUAUGACCUCAAGGGUUCUACUGUCGCCAGAGAAGCGAGUGACAAGGAGAAGGCUAAGGACUUACCAACAUUUAAAGACAAUGACUUCCUCAAUGAGGGACAGAAGCUUCACGUGGGAGAGGAGAGUAAAAAGAACUUCUUGGAGAAGCUGAAGCGGGAUGUUGAGUUCCUGGCCCAGUUGAAGAUCAUGGACUACAGCCUGCUGGUGGGCAUCCAUGAUGUAGACCGGGCUGAGCAGGAGGAGAUGGACGUGGAGGAGCGGGCAGAGGAGGAGGAGUGUGAGAAUGACGGGGUGGGCAGCAGUCUGCUCUGCUCCUAUGGUACACCUCCAGACAGCCCUGGCAACCUCCUCAGCUUUCCCCGGUUCUUUGGUCCUGGCGAAUUUGACCCCUCUGUUGAUGUGUACGCCAUGAAAAGCCAUGAAAGUGCCCCCAAGAAGGAGGUCUACUUCAUGGCCAUCAUUGAUAUCCUCACACCUUAUGAUACUAAGAAGAAAGCUGCACAUGCUGCCAAAACAGUGAAACACGGGGCAGGGGCUGAGAUUUCAACUGUGAACCCGGAGCAGUACUCAAAACGCUUCAAUGAGUUCAUGUCCAACAUCCUGACGUAGUUCUCUUCUACUUUCAGCCAGAGCCAGACUGCUGGAUACGGGGUCAGGGAUCGGGAGAGGGAAAGGGUGUAUUUGGGCUAGAUGGGGUGGGGUGGGGGGUCAGGAGGGGCUUGAGCAAUGACACUGCAGCCUGUGACAAAGAGCGACUCAAAGUGGAGAGGAUGGGGAUGUGUUAUGGGUGCACAUGCUCACAGGUGUAACCUUAUCUUCUGCUACCCUUGAUUUUUAAUAUUUUUCCCCCUAUUUGAUCCAGGUUAAAAAGGGUUCCCUUCUUGGUAUCUUGUAACCUUUUAAGAUACCUUAGGGUUAGAGAUGACUGUGAGUUUACUGUUUCUGAAAUCCAUUGCUCCAGGUUUGCUAUUUAUAAUGCUGUACGUCAUCACCCUUGCCAUCCUCCCCACCCCUGCUCUCAGCUCACUUCAAUUAAAGAGCACGCAACAGGCCCAGUCCGAGGCACCUCAAACAGCAAAUGCUCUGAUGCCGUGUGAAGAGGUCAGACACUUCAGCCCUACCACACCUGAUCUGACCUGGAUUAACUUUUUAAUUUACGGAGUAUUGUGCAUAAUUUCCUUCAUGCCUCCAUGUCGGAUCCAAGUGAAACGCUGCGUUUAUCCUCCAGCCUGUCCUCUAGUGUUGUCCUCUCAAAGGAGCACUGCAGGUCGGCCCCGACGUCUUGGCCCAGAGUCAGAGGCCUCAGAGGGAAGCAGGCUCAUCCUCAUGAGAUGGUGAGCAACAAGGGAGCCACUGACCCUUCUGACAGCUGGUUCAGAGAACCUGGUGACCAGCAGCCAAGCCCCCUUCGCUCCAGACCCUGGAUUUCUGAAGUUCUGUCAAGCUUGACUCCCAGUGGCUCAAGAGGAACUAGAAAGCACCUUUGGAUCUAUAAGGACUCUUUUGUUUCAGUGGUUUCCCUUUGGGAAAAUCCCAGAAACUAAUGCGUGUCAAAUGAGGUCUUGUGUGCAACAUCCAUUUCUUUCCUCCCGACCUUUGGGUGCAGUCACUUAGAGCUGGCAUAGGGCCAGGGGCAGAGUCCCAAGCACCUGGGUGCUCUUUUCAGAGACACCACUCCAAGCUCCAGCCUACCAUGUAGGUGACUAGCUCCUUGUGCCCAUGGUUUCUCACCUGGACAGCUAUAGCCAGCAAGGUGCCUCACCUUAGAGUAUGGCAUCCAUGCCUGAGGUUGUUCCCAAGUCACUUGAGGAGGUGACCCAGGAAAUCUUAUUUGGCGACCUAAUGUGGGACUUGACCCAUCCCCAGCCUCAGUGCUGAUUCUCCUUACUGCCCCCUCUGAUCUUGGGGCAGAUCUGUAACCUGGAAGCCUCCUUAGGAGUAACAUCUUACAGUUUCCUUCAGGACUUUCACCAGGCUCUCAGAAGAGAGCUACAUGAGUCUUUCUGAUGCCGCCAGAGCAGCCAGUUACCAGGAGGGAAGAUGGCCCUGCUGUUCUGCGUUGGGGGAGGUACAUUCCCCCAGUGUAUUUGGGGUGGGUGAUGGUAAAAUUUGUAGAUAACCCCAAAGAUGUGAAGCUGGUGUGUGGAACCAUCUUGGAUGAAUAGAUGGCUUCCUGUGGCUCCCUCCAAAACUGGCCAACCUCAGCCCCAGGAGCAAGAGCCACUGUUCUCCUCACCUAGCAUUAAGUUAGCAAGGAAUUAAGAUAGGGCUGCCGGAUUGGGUGGGAGCCAGGCCCCUGCCCUGGCCCCAAGAAGGGUGCAGUUCCUUCUGAACAACCACAGUAGGACUGUUCAGGGUCUUGGGAAGAACUCAGAACCAUGUGGCUCAUGGAGAAACAGUUUUAACUUAGGAAAGGGAUUAUGUAGGAAUAAUGUCUGGACUUGAUUUCCCCACCUCAUAAUCAAGAGUGAAGAUCUGGAUCUGUCCCAGUCAGGCCCGAGCUUGGAGAGUUGUCGUACAGCUCCACAGCCUUGAGGCUCCUGGGCCUCUGGUGUUUUGAUCCUCCUGGCACAAUGGCCGUAAUGUGUAUGAAAAGUAUAACACAAUCUUCUCAAAGCUACUACCAGGUAUCUAACUUGCUUAACAUUGAGUUUUUGUGUUUUUUUUUUAUACUGUUUACAUUUUGAGAAGGUAGCAUUCUGUUUCAAAUGCUCUUUUUUUUUUUUUUUUUUUCUGACAGUAUUGUUGAUUGGUUCAAAAUAUUUGCGCUGUGGUUUGGUGGAUUUUAGAUGUUUGUUUUAAAGGUCAUUCUCUGUGCUAUCUUCAGAACCUUGGGUUUGGCCCUCUGAAUUCCUUUGGCAUUCAUAUGUUUAAAAGCUAUUUAUCUUGGUUCAUACAAGUUUUCUUUUUGUAUUGACAAAGAUGUGCUAUUUUGGCUUGCAGUCUACAAGUGAACUGACCCCCCCACAUACAUUUAUCUGCUCCCUCUUUUCUGAGUCCCACCAUUCACUUUUUGGGUGACAAGUGUAUAGAGGAAAAGUGAAGACCCUUAACUUCACUCCCCAAGGCCAUGAAGAAAAAGCUAACCUUUCUUUUGGCAUCCCAGACCAAUCUUGGGUCUCCCAGGAACAAAGGUGUAAGAAUAAAGACAGGCUGGUUAGAUGGCCUGGAUGGAAAUGGGGGCAGGAUUCCGUUCCCAUUCCUCCACUGGGCAGCACAUGUAACAACUUCCCAGGUCCCCACCUGUCCUGGGGAAAUUCUACAGAUGAGAAACUGUCUCGCAGCUCUCUGAAGUGAGGGGCACUGUGAAAAGUCCUGUGACAAAUGAGCUGGGGCUGUGUUCCUGUUAAUUGACCACUGGGUCUGUGUCCCUAGCACACCCUCCCCCCCCCCCGGUUUAUUUGGGGGUUGGGAGGCGGGAGCCAGCAGUUUCAUUGCAGCGUUCAAUCUCUCCUUAUCUAGCUCAGGGGUUACUUGUGGCCGGGGCCACGAGAGGUCCCCCCCGCAGCUGUUCUCAGUGGCACAGGCAGCUCUUCCUCUCCAUCCCUCUUCCUACUUUGCUCACUAGGCCUGAACAGAUACCCUGGCAGUGCUCAGGCCCAGAGAUGGACUUUCCCCUAAAGACUUUCCCUCUCCACUGUAUGCUGGGCCUGCCUUGGGGAGGUGGACCCAAGACCCAGGACUUUCUCAGUAGCCAAUCCCACCCUGCAGUUGUCUUGUUACAAUUGUUUGGAAGAAAGAAAACCUUAGCUCCAACACUUGAGCUACUAAAGUGCUGGGGCCUGAAGGGACCGUGUAUGUAAACAACCCUCAGAGCUCUGGCCUUAGACCUGUGGCUCCUAGCACGCUUAGAAACCUUACCUCUUUGCGGCAGUAAUAUAGGGAGGGCGGCUCUCAAGGGAAACACAUUUUAGACAACUACCCCCGAAAUCUGCCAGCCAUGGCCCUAGCCUUCCACUGAAAUGUACCACUUAGGAAGAGUGACUCCAAGGGAAAAGGAGGCUGGGUAGGAAAGGUCUAGAGGAGCCUUUGCCUUGCUGACAGCCGUUUGGUGAGGUGUAAGGGGGAGACCCUCUGCUCAGCGCAUCAUAAAUGCAAAAUGUGAAAGAAGUUUUGAGUCACCUUUUGGGAAAGCAGGAUAAACUACCACCCCCAGCACAUGUGUGACUUCUCAAUUUCCCACUGCAAGUUCCAUUUUUUUUUUAAAUAGGAAUUUUCAACCCCCCGUGCUUGUCUAAUGUCUGAUCUGAACAGUUCGAGAUCCUGUUACUGUUUUAAAAUGCAUGCAUGUUAAAAUGAAUCUCCAGCCCGAGGAAAAAAUAAAACUCGAAAAGCUUUGUGUA